AGAUUUUUACCAUUUGGCCUUUUUAUAUACUGAUAAAAUCGUCUGUUCAACCUCCCUAAAACUUUCUGCUACAAAAAAAGUGAUUACAACAUCUGUGAUAUAUAUUCCUCUGCUUCAGCUCUUUGGUGGAUUUCAAAAGCAUUUCCUUGUUUUACUGCCAGGCCAUAGACUCUCUCUUUGUCAUUUAUGGUUACUGCCAUAAGCCUUCCAGUUUCUGAUCAGAAACAUUCCCUGAUAUAGACACUGACAGAUAUUUCCGUUUUUAAUCCAAACUUGGAAAAAAAAACAAUGCAGAAUUUUUCUAACAGUCCAGCUCCCACCUCUCUCCCCCAUGGGUUCAGUGGGAGGGGUGGAGGAGGACCUCCGUAUCCCCCUCAGCCAGCAGACCCCCAGAUCUCCCCUAGGAUGACAGAUGAUUACGCAGGGAUGCAGCAGAGCCUGCACAGAGGCCAUCACCACCCCAGUCAAGCCAGCCACAUGCUUGCUUACAGUGUUAGAAACAGAGGAGCUGUGGAGCCACCACCAACACAGGGUAACAUUCACAGUGGCAACAGUAACAACCCUUACAGGAAGGACGCCAUGGAUUAUUAUUUUUCAAUGGGCGGGAAGGACAGGCACAGAAGGGGAGGUAUGGGUUACGGGGCAGGCUUCGGGUACCCUAACAUCGAUGGACAUAUACCUCACCAGUAUCGGCAUGCUGGAUCUGGCUCUGCUCCAUCAUCUGGCCUGAUGUCACCGUAUCCAGUAGACUAUGGCAGCGGUGCCGGUUCAGGUGGAGGUGCUGGUGCCGGUGCGUUCUCUCCUACUCAUCAGUAUAAUAUGAGUCAGAACCCUGCAAUGCAGUCAGUGCCGGGUUCUCAGAUGCAACACCGCCAGCAUGGGCAAACCUUCCCAGGUGUCCACCAUGGACAGCAGCAUAGGAGCUAUCCACAUUCUGGCCACAGAAUGACCCCACAGUACCCACACUACUCCCCACAGGGUGGAGCGUCCACGGGGUCAUCAGGAAUGUACAGCCCCCCUCCGCAGAGAUAUCUCGACGGGGCUGCUAGCACUGGGUUUGAUCCCAAAGUCAACAGCUCUCCCAGUGUCAACUCCAGUUCAAACUCAGUCUCCAGUUCAGUUGCUGCUAACAAUGUGGGGCCAAUGGAGAAUGUUCAGCAGAGUUACCAUGCUUCAAAUUAUCCUGGAUAUUCCCCACAGACGCAUUCUCUUCACAAGCAGGCCACACUACAGCACCGCAACUCACAGCACAAUUUAGGGGUAGGCUAUGACAACUCUCUCAAGAUGCAGCACCAGGGUCCGUCUCCAGGGUCUGUAUAUGCUAAACAUCAUCAAGCCUCCAAUCCCAGUAUACCUCAAACAGCAUCUCAAGAAAUAGCCAAAUCCCCAAUGCAUCCCAGUGCUCAGCAAACCCAAAUCAACCAAAACUUUAGCCCGAUAUCCAACCCCUCUCCAGCUGCCUCAGCAGUGCAUUCCCCCAGCUGUAGCUCCUCUCCUUCCCCUUUGAUGGGUGUCUCGGAGGCACAUGGAAACCCCUCAGGUCAUGGUCCUUCACAUCCUCCUACAUCAAAUCCCCGUAGCAGCCAUGGUCAUGGCAGAUUACUGCAGACCAUGCCUCAGUUAAGUCCCACACCCAACUCAAAUAGCAGCAUCAGUAGUUGUGGUAGCAGUGGCAGUCAUAAAGCUCACAGCAUGAGUUCAGUCGGAGGGAGCAGUCUUCCUCCAACAGGCCGCAACAAAAUGGGUGUAGGUACAGGAAUUGGAUCCAGAGAGGAAGGCUCCUCUGUUUAUUCAUCUUCUCCACUUGACAAAAUGCAGGAUGCGGGCCUGAAUAGUCUUAAUGCCUUGACCUCACAAGUAGCCAAUUUACCCAACACAGUUCAGCACAUGCUCCUCACUGACACGGUGCUUUCGCAGAAGAAGAAAGAGGGUGGGCAGAUGCAACAGGUGACACAUGGCGUGCCCCCAUCGCAACCAAGGAGUCGAAAUGCAAGUGCAGCCUCAAGUACUAGCACAGUCAAAGAUGGAAGUGCAGUGGGGAGCGGUGAUGGUGCCAGCUUAGAUGUUGGUGCUGAUGAAGACUCCUCAUUGAUGUCAGUUGGAGGCUCAUCAGGGACCAAGGUGGAGCGUGAGGAACAGUUUUCUGAGGGAGAACAGGGCAGAGUGAGGCAGAUGAGUGGUGCAAGCAGUGGAUCUGAAACAACCGGCUAUCACCCUCCACCUCAGAGUCAAACCCAACCGCAGACUGGACAAGCAUCAAAUGUUAAAACAGUCAGCUCUGAUUCAAAAGAAGCAAGUGUUUCAGAAACAAAAGCGAAUGAAGCUCACGCUCCUUUGUCCUCGUCUCCAUCCUUUGGAUGUCAGUCGGCGGAGACUGGCCCAAGUUCGCAUUCAGCACCUCCAGUUUCCUCAUCCCCCUCAUCCACCUCUUCCAGCAUUCCUCCUGCCCAGCCAAAUUGUGUCUCAGAGCCUGGUUUAACAUAUAAUGACAACAGAGGAGGCCACAGAAAGACAACAGAAAUUAAAAACGAAGUCAUCAAAAAUGAAAGUGAAAGUGCCGUCGAGAAAGCAGAGAAAGGCAACAGCCAAAUGCAACAAGAUGGGGAAGUCAAUACACAGAAUGGUCAGGACAAAGAAAAUAGGUUGCACACUGCAUCCAGAUUACACAAUAACGAGCGGGAAGAAAAGCACACAUCUGAGGAGCAGCAAAGUGCCAGUAGUGUCGGUGUGAUUGUUUCAGCUCGAUCUGAGGGAAGUCACACAGAAAAAAGCAAGCACCACCUAGACAACUGUAUUGAAGAGAAACAGUCACACCCGUACUUAAGAGAGUCAGGCAGUCAUAAUGGGGAGGAAGGAGUAGAUCUGAGUCUAUAUUCCUCCCAUCACCAGAAAUCAAAUUUUGGACGGCCUCAAAAUCCUCCUCAGUCUGGACCACAUAAAUAUGGCUACCCAGAAUCAACAUAUGGCUCAGAUUUGUCGGUGAAGAAGAGAGGGAGGGCUGGCGCUGCAAGUGUAAUGGAAUCAAAUUCCAGAUAUUUAGGUUACCAACCGUCACAAACUGGUUAUGGCCCUGUGCAUCCAAAAGAUGCUGGUUCUGUAGCAGAGGGUUUGGUGAAGAGAGGGCAAGGAGCAGGAGGUAAAGUUCAGGAGGAUAAUUCACAAAUGCAGCAGUUUCCCAGCCUUUUGCAAGAAGUUCUUCAGGGUUACAAUUUAGAUAGACGUUAUGGCAGACCCGAGCAGGCAUUUCCUGCCCAUCUCCAGGUUCAGCAACAGUUUCAAACCAGACAUCCUUAUGGCGUGGCUGAAAAUAUGAGAAUGCAGAGUGGAGUUACUGAGGCUUCGGCUCAUUCUGCCCAAAUGGGCAGCUCUGGAAAGCCCUCACAUGCAAACCUGAGGCAUGGAAGUGAGCCUGAUUUCACCACAGAUCCUCAGUCUGCAGUGAAGUCAGAAGUAUCCAACGCUAAGAUUUUGCAAAAUGCUGAAAAACCUGAAGUGGGUGUGUCCCAGAGUCAUUUACCACAGGCUACAGAGUCUCAGCAACCCCCACCCAAACAUAUAAACUUAGCUGACUAUUCUCUGCCUCAGAGAAAAGUGUUAUCUAAUGUGUCCACUCCAUCCUCUGCUGUGCAGGAGCUCCUUUUGCAAGAGCCAGAGCCGCUAACUGGCAGCAUUGGUCAAACAGAGUCUCAAAAAUCAUCAGGCUCCGUAUUAGCCCCAUCAGAGCGACGCUCCGUCAUCUGUGAUGUGUCGCCAAACCGACGCAGCACACCAGAGAGGGACAGGGAAAGUGACAGAGAGAGAGAGCGGGAGAAAAGUCAGAGUGGAGCCUCUGUGAUUCAACAGCCAUUUUCCUCUCCUGCAGCAGCAGCAGCCAAUGAUCUGAGCAAAAAAGAUACAGGAGAGAAACAAGUGGUGAAAAUGGAAACGGCAUCAAAAGAGGCUGGUCCAGAUGCUGUAAAUUUGCAAACUGAUCAUCAUGGCAGCGGUGGAGCAAAUGAGGCAGACAUGGAGUAUCAUCCCAAGUCUAUUCAUUCAUCUGUUGUAAUGAAUGCUGACCCCUAUAGGCGAGGUAACGUAGAUAUUUCCCCCUUGCCUUCUCACCCUAUGAGCACUAAUCCUUUAUCUUCACCCUCAAGGCAUCAGCCCUAUCUUCAUGGUGUUGAUUUAUCAACUGGCAGUGGCAGCGGUCUUCCUGGAUAUCGCUAUGGAGAUACAAGAGAAGGCAAUAUAAUGCCACGCAGCAACCCUCAUUUCCCCCCUCACCAUCCAUACCACAGCUUAUCCCCCGGGGCUCAAUCCACAAAUAAGCUUCAAAUGUAUCCUCACCCUCGCGGCCUCCCUCAUCACCCACAUGACAUGAGUGACUGGGUAAAAGCAAUGAACAGGCCAUCUAAGGAGAUGAUGUUGCAGCCAGGUUCUUCUCCAGGAAGACAUAAGGUCAGCCAAUCAGAGCAGAGACAGAGGAUGAUCUCCCAGACUGACAUGCCCGGUGAACACGCAACCAAAACUUCACUCCAUCAUCAAAGCACUUACUUUGAUAUGAAAAUGUGGGAGUCGACGCACCCUGGAAGAGAAGGCCCCAGACUGAUGGAGGGAGACUCCUACUACAGAACACAGCCGCCUCCACCACCUCCUCCUCCCCCUCCCCCUCCUCCAGCUCCGGUAGCUUCGCAUGGCCCCACUCCUCCACAGAUGACUCAUGGCCCAAAUGCUGCUGAACCUGAGGUCUCCCGAGGAACCACAGAGGAAGUCAAACAUCCCUGCCCACCUCCUCCAUCCAGCUCCACUAAGCCUCCUUCUGACAUGAACCCCGCUCCGCCGCAGGUGCAGCGUCAGACUAAAGCCGGGGGUCCUGGAGACACAAAUCCACUAAUAUUGAGAAGGCGAGUUCGUUCUUUUAUCUCUCCGAUUCCCGCCAAAAGGCAACUCCAGGAUGCAUCUCAGCAGAGGGCUGCCACAAAUUCACAUCACUCCCCUGGGGCCCAGUCUGAGACCAGCCAUCACAAUGAAGAUGACUCAUCCAGUUCAGAUAUCCCAUGUCCCAGACUCUCUUCUCCUCUGCAUGGAGAUAAUACCUAUUCACAACCUCUGUCUCCAUCACAUGGUAAUACCAAGGUUUUGCAUCCCAGGAAAGGACGAGGUUUGAAACUAGAGGCAAUAGUACAGAAAAUCACACCAAAUAUUAAAAAGCCAGCAGGCCACGGUGACGAUGAGUCGAAUCAUUACCCAGGCUUCUCUCACUCAGAUAUACCACCAUUUAAUGAUUCACAGGACCAAGACUUAACACAUUUCCCUAGGGUUGCAGGAGGGGAUGACAGCUACAUGGAUGAAAGUCACUCAUUAAACGACAUGAUUCCCUUCAGAGGAGUUGAUGAGACUGGGCCUUUACCCCCGUCUGCUUACCCAUGUGAUCCCCACCAGACAUCCCAAGCCCUCAAACAGCAAGACUUUGACUUUGGAUUAGGAGCCGCUGUGGCAUCAUCAUCUGAUGACAAGGAGGACUUUGCUUUGCUCGGACCUUUGCCCCCUCCUCCGCCCCUUCCUCGCCCAGUCCAAGGUUCCCCACCGCCAUCCUCAUCUGCCCUGUCAGACAUUCAGCAUUUCACCAACACUUACCAACAGCUUGAGACUAGAAGAGGAGAGCAGUCUGCUGCUAACCUUCUGCGACAGAAACUUCAAGAAUCUGGCAUAGGAUUUGAUGAUUAUCCUGGCAGUGACUACUAUGGAACCACCACGCCCCACCACGGCCAGACUCAAGGACACAUGCUGAACAGACAUCAGAUGUCCUCUGGGAGGUCCAGUCUGUCACCACAGGAUUCUAAGCCCCCAGAGAAUGUUGUGCCUAAAGGAUAUUUCCCAUCUGGCAAGAAGAAGGGCAGGCCUGUAGGGAGCGUGAAUAAACAAAAACGGGCCCAGAACCAAGCCCAAACACAGGCACAGGCUCAGUCUCAAGUCCAGACACAGACCACAACUCUGAGUGCUCCUCCAGCCCCACCCACUCCAGCUACAGCUGCUGCUACAACUCCACAGACAGUGCAGACUACCAGCAGCACACCAGCCCCUGCAGCACCCCCACUGCCAGACACUAAAAUCACUCCCCCUCUGGCACCACCCGUUUUAACCCAGGUAGUGAAAGUGGAUGUCGAGAGUGAGGACACACAGCCAGAGACUGAGGUCAAACCUGUGCGACGGAGACGCAGAGGUGUGAAAGAUGAAGACGAGCCACUAGGAGUAAGAGGGCGACAGAGGAGGAGGAGGAGAGGGGCAGCAGUGGCUACACCAUCCGUGGCCAAAGAUGACCCAGACACAUCUUUAGGGGCAGGAGGGAGUCUCGGCACAAACAGAGUCUUCUUGGAUCCAAAUAGAAAAGGCCUGUUUGUUCCACACAUACAUGUGGAAAAAAAAAUACCAGAGAUUGGGGCGGUGUGCACCAUUGUAAAUGCUGAGGAGGACAAGAUGAAAGGAGAGCGUAGUGCAGUCGUGGGGAAAGCAGGCGGGAGUGGAAUUGAAUCUCUCCUGACCUCAGCUCUUUCCUCCCAGUUAUCUAGGAGAGACAGAGAAUCAGAGAAAAGGACGACGGACGAGGUGGAAACUACACUUCAGUCAGGAAAAGCACUGCCUUCGUCUGGCUAUGUUGUUUCAGGCCCCGUGAUUACAGAGACCGACCACUCCGGCCGCUUGCUUUGCUGCCUGUGUCAGAAAUGGGCAAAUUACAAACAUCUUGGAGAUCUCUAUGGGCCUUACUAUCCAGCUGAAUAUGCUGCAAAGCUCCCCAAGAACCAGCCCCAGGUCAGACAGUGUCAAGCAACCACAGGCACAAACAAAACAGGACCAAAUUCAGAUGUAAGCUCAAAUGCUCUGAGCACUGUCCAAGACUCACAAACACAAGAUGCUCAGUUUACCAAGCCUUCAGCUGAGAGCGACUGUGCCAUCAGCCUCGAUUCAAACCCAACAUCUCUUACCACGCCAGUUAGAACUGCCUCCCCAGCUGGUAGAGAGGAUAUGUUGAUGCAUGAGGCUGGCAAGCUCGGGAACACCGCCUCCUCUCCCUCCUCCUCCUCCACCACAACCACCAGUAAAACGACAUCGCUAACCUGGGACAUGAACCUAGAUAUCCGACCUAUCCCUGAGCUUAAGAGGGAGCCAGACCUAGAGGUUGACCAGCAGCAGGUGCAAAAACAGCUGCAGCCGCCGACUGACGAAGCUCAACAGCGACCUCAACACAGAAAGCUGACCUCACAUCCCCGCUUUAAGAGGAGGCACAAAUCUAGUGAGGAUUCCCCCAGAAUGGUGCCAUCCAACAGCAAGGCGUCCCUACCCUUCCAGCCCCCUCCACCGGCCUUGGAUUCCCUGGGACCCCUGGCACAACUCGCCCAGCUGCCUCAGAUGCCCAUGGACCCAGAGGAGCUGUGGGUCCACGAGGGAUGUAUAGUGUGGACCAGUGGAGUGUACCUUGUCAAUGGGAGGCUGUAUGGCCUGCAGGAGGCACUAGAUGGCGCCAGAGAAACAAGCUGCUCAUAUUGUGAAAUGGUCGGCUCAACGCUGGGCUGCUACAGUAAAGGCUGUACACUUCGCUAUCACUACCUGUGCGCUAUUGAGGCAGAUUGUUCUCUGAACGAAGAUAACUUCUCUCUGCGGUGUCCGAAGCACAAGGUAAAGAAAGAGAGUUUACCCAGAGCAUCCGGCCAGCCAAGUCAGUGUACCUGGAGCAGUCAGAGAGAGGCUGAGAGAAACGGAGAGGAAGAAGAGACACAGGAGUCUGGGAGCUGUUAGUUUGGACAAUAGAAGGCUGAGAAGCCUGUUUGUGAAGCAGCCCCAAAUGUGAAAGGACAGGACUGGCAUCUGUGACGGACAACAACAAAAGGGAAUGUACAAUUUCUCUACAGGAAUCAGCAUUAUUUACAUUUAAGACAAUGAGGAAAAGAAACCUUUUUUGUUCUGAGAGAAUUAUUGCUCUUUACUUAAAAGCAGAAAAAGAAAAAAAAACAUGGACAUGCAACAUAGAGGAACAGAGCUACAAGAAAAAGACAAAAAAAAAAACAGCUACAAAGGUCAAAGUGGAAUAAAAUGAGAUGUCAAGACUGAUGGAGGAACUAAAGGAACUUUUCUUUAAAGAACAAAAGAAACUUCCUCCCUAGGCUUACUUUGAUUUUCUUCAGACACCCUCAAAGUGUUAAACUCUUGUUUAUCAUCAUCUGUAUUAUCAUUUACCUUUUUUUUUCCAGGUUUUUUUUGUUUGCUUUGAAGAGGAGUAUUGGGAGCAAGCUGGGUGUCAAACCCAGGAAAGAAAAGGAGAGAAUUUUGUAUCCUCUCGCAAGUAGUAUUUUAUCUUAUGUUAUUAGGAUGAUCUCAAUUAUUAUUUUAGUCCUCAUUAUUAUUUUGUAUCCUCAUUAGUAUUUACUCAUAAAGAUGAAAUGGAUGUAUCUCACUUUAUAUUCAGUCAACACAUAAAUUGAAUUUUUUUUUUUUUUAAUUUUCUUCCAUUCCUGGAGAGGGAGGAGCCAGAGUGAUGUCUGGAAUGUCAGGGUUGAUUUGCCACAAAGACAUUAUUGCCUUGGAGAACGGACAUCUGUUGCCUUUCAAAAGUCAUGUGUAUGAGUGAGAAGUGUGUGUGCGUGCGCGUGUGUGUGUGUGUGUGUGAGAGAGAGAGAGAGAGAGAAACUGAAAAAUGCCGAUAUCUAGGUCUUUGAUUCCAUUUUGGUCCUUUUGAAAAGUGUUCUUAUUUUUCAUCACUGGGGUUUUUACGGUACAGAUAGUAUUCAUGAAAAAUCAGAUGGACACAGUCUUAUUUUUCAAGUACAAAAUGUUUGUAAUGUGCAAAGAGAAGGACAGAGCCUUGUAAGAGGAGGAGAUAACACUAUGGACUAAUGCGUGUCUGCCAUCUUUAGCCGUGCUGACUGGAAAAAGAUGAAGGACAGGACGCUGAAGAGUUUUCAUUGUUGUGAAACUGUGUACUGGGUGCACAAGUGCAUAUGUUCUACAUAGGAAGUAGCGUUUGACUGACGGGCGUCAGUCCCUCGGACAGUGAUGAAACUUUUCUGGGACUGAAAACUUUGGAGAAAGUGUCAUACGAGUGGCUGUGAUUGGCCAACUGUACUGGCCCGUGGGGAGUAAGCCUGACCAUGUACUUUUGAAUGGUUUCAUUCCUAAGUGACACAGCAGCGACAUGAUCGGGAGAUGCAAAAUCCAUUCAAAAGAAGCAUUGCCAUAAAAUUUAAAAGUGAGUCGUACAUGGUGUUGUCUUUAUCAUUUUUUAUUGUUAUUCUUGUAAAAAAAAAAAAAAAAAGCUGAGAAGAAGACAGUUACACUAUCAAAACCAUGCUGUAUUAGAAACCUGUCAAUAUGUAUAUGAAUUAUGAAUACACUUAAAAAAUGCUUCAA
This is a messenger RNA of Toxotes jaculatrix (banded archerfish), 9381 nucleotides long. It is a transcript of the gene tcf20, whose product is annotated as transcription factor 20. Bases 289 to 7773 code for a protein of 2494 amino acids. Gene Ontology annotation, cellular component: nucleus. The record is from RefSeq and is a predicted model, not a curated record. Lineage: Eukaryota; Metazoa; Chordata; Actinopteri; Toxotidae. The transcript is spliced from 5 exons. Gene Ontology annotation, biological process: regulation of transcription by RNA polymerase II.